GACGGAUUGCAUGAACGGGACAAAACAAAAUGUAAGUCGUUUAUUUUAUAUAUAAACUUGUUUCUUGGGAUGGCUUUAAUCAAAUUUUAUGUUGUGAAAAUGUAUGUGUGUUUUUCCAGCCGAUAUGGGGUUCAAAUUCACCGCAAAUGCAACAUUCCAAUCGUUCCAAUGGGAUCCAAGAUGGCGUCGCAUGCACAACGCGAGGCUCUGCGUCUCCACAGUUUUUGCAAGUUAGUUAUUUUCUGGUUAAUAAUUACCGUAGUUUUCGCUCGGAACAGUCGAGCGAAGACUUCGUAUGGCCGUCAAGAACUACUGGAUCUCGGUCUUCUCUAUACAACCAGUACACUAAGCGACUUCCAACUACCGCCGGAGAUCACCAGUACACCGCAGUCUAGUGUGCCAGCUCCUCCGACAGGAAGUGCCCGGAGGCAGCGCAGAGACUGCAAACAAAGACGUGGGAAGCGGGGAGGCUAUCGGGCUAGACUAAAGCUAAACCCUCACCAGCCAGCUCUGCCAAGCAUUUUCCUCGCCAAUGUUCGGUCUCUGGUGAAUAAAAUCGAUGAACUACGGCUGCGGAUCACCUCACAUAAACGGAUCGCUGACUGCAACGCCAUGGUCUUUACCGAAACAUGGUUUAACGACAACAUCCCGGACAACGCCAUCGAGCUGGAUGGGCGCACUGUCUUCAGGGCUGACAGAACAGCGGAGGACUCCGGAAGUGGAUGCUGUUGGCGGGGGUGAGCAUAACUCAAUUGGUCGGUGUUACAGGGAGAG
Messenger RNA from Leucoraja erinaceus (little skate), 774 nucleotides. RefSeq lists its product as uncharacterized. The transcript is spliced from 2 exons. The record is from RefSeq and is a predicted model, not a curated record. NCBI's taxonomy places the organism in Eukaryota, Metazoa, Chordata, Chondrichthyes, Rajiformes, Rajidae. The coding region runs from base 70 to 741 and encodes 223 amino acids.